GGCCGGACCGCGGAUGGUACGUUCCGCACGUGAGCUGGGUGCUGGUCUGGCCGGCGACGCGCGUGCCCUGUGGCCAAACACUGCCCGGAGUGAGAGCAAACUACCAGCGCAGUGCGUGUGUGUGUGUGUGUGUUGUGUGUGCGCGCGGGUGUGCGCGCGCGGGUGUGCGAGAGGGCGAGUGAGCGAGCGAGCACGGGGCGGAGGGGCGACCGACGGCUUCUUCACACUUUCAACACUGCACCGAAGAGGGAGAGCGAGACAGCCUGGAGACACACUCAUCCCCCCAAGAUCUCCCCAGGCGAACGUCCCGCAGAUCACAGGACAGAACCCUCCAAAUCGAAACGGAGGAAACGGGCAGCCACUGAACAUGGACGAAGGAAUCCCUCAUUUGCAAGAGAGACAGUUACUGGAACAUAGGGAUUUUAUGGGACUGGAUUAUUCCGCUUUGUAUAUGUGUAAACCCAAAAGGAGCUUGAAGCGAGAUGACACCAAGGAUACCUACAAAUUACCGCACAGAUUAAUAGAAAAAAAGAGAAGAGACCGAAUUAAUGAAUGCAUUGCUCAGCUGAAAGAUCUGCUGCCUGAACAUCUGAAAUUGACAACACUGGGGCAUUUGGAGAAAGCCGUAGUUUUGGAGUUAACUUUGAAGCACUUAAAAGCGUUAACAGCCUUAACAGAGCAGCAGCAUCAGAAGAUAAUUGCUUUACAGAAUGGGGAGCGCUCUCUGAAAUCGCCGGUCCAGGCCGACUUGGAUGCGUUCCACUCGGGGUUUCAAACCUGCGCCAAAGAAGUCUUGCAAUACCUCGCGCGCUUUGAGAGCUGGACGCCCAGGGAGCCGCGCUGCGCACAGCUUGUCAGCCACCUGCACGCCGUGGCCACCCAGCUCCUGACGCCACAGGUGCCCCAGGGCAGGGUCCCCGGCCGCGCGCCCUGCGGCACGGGGGCUGCGGCUGCCCCGGGUCCCGAGCGCGCCGCCCGCUGCGUGCCGGUCAUCCAGCGGACUCAGCCCGGCACCGAGCCCGAGCACGACACGGACACCGACAGCGGCUACGGAGGCGAGGCAGAGCAGGGCCGCGCCACCAUUAAGCAAGAGCCGCCCGGGGACCCGUCGCCCGCGCCCAAAAGGCCGAAGCUGGAGGCGCGCGGCGCGCUCCUGGGCCCGGAGCCCGCGCUGCUGGGCUCGCUCGUGGCGCUGGGCGGGGGCGCGCCCUUCGCACAGCCCGCCGCCGCGCCCUUCUGCCUGCCCUUCUACCUGCUGUCGCCGUCCGCCGCCGCCGCCUACGUGCAGCCCUGGCUGGACAAGAGCGGCCUGGACAAGUAUCUGUACCCCGCGGCGGCCGCGCCCUUCCCGCUGCUGUAUCCCGGCAUCCCCGCAGCGGCCGCCGCCGCCGCCGCCGCCUUCCCCUGCCUGUCGUCCGUGCUGUCGCCGCCUCCCGAGAAAGCAGGCGCGGCCGCCGGUGCCCCCCUCCUGGCGCACGAGGUGGCGCCCCCGGGGUCGCUGCGCCCCCAGCACGCGCAUAGCCGCACCCACCUGCCGCGCGCUGGGAACCCGGAUCGCUCUCAGGAAGAUGCCUCGCAGCCUGCCAAGGACGCCCCCUGAGCCCGGCAGCCCUUCUUGAACAGGGGCGCGGGGGGGGGGACUCCCGAGGAGUCGCCAGGUUUCCAAGUUCAAAGGCCCCCCUAACGCGUGCCAGGGAGGAAGAGUAAGAUGCUCGACAGGCUUAGGACAAAAACAGGUGUUUUGUGUUCGUUUGGAGUUCCUGUUUUGCCCCAUUCCUCACCCUUCUGCCACCCCACCUGCUCGCACCCACCCCACCCUCUCCACCCGCUCACACCCACCCCACCCCUCGGCCCCCGCUGUCACAGGUCCUCUGUGAGAAAUACUGGUUAUGUUAUGUUGUAUCACCCUCCAUAAAUUUAGUAGACACUCCCUCCCCUUUCCCAGAUACCGAGCCUGGUUCUGGGAGUCUAGGGAACCAGUUAAGAGUGCCUGGCGCUGGGGGGGUCCUUCGACUCCCGGGCUGGUGUCUCCCUGCCGCCCCUUUAGGAGGCACUCCACUAACUGAGGGUCUCUGAGAGUUAAAUUUACGCGUCAGUAUUUUGUGUUGUUUGGCUUUUUGAGAAGUACUUGUUUUUCCCGGAGAGGUGAGGAUGCCCUUGCCCUGUUGUGAGGUGGUUGGAGAGGUGUCUUGAUGCCUUGCACUUGUUUGGAAAGACUGGGAGUUGGGCUAUGUUCAGGCACUGUGUCAGGGUGGGAGCUGGGGGGGGGGGGAGGUUGGAGCCCUUGGCGCCUUUGCUCGCACUUUAUUGACAGAUUGACCUCAAACCCUUUGUCCCACUUUAAUUUCUCCAUCCAUGUGCGCAUAUAUAUGUAUAUAUAUAUGUAUGUCAUAGGUCAUAUAUGUGUUUCUGAUGCACGCCCCUCCCCCACGGGUUAUUUUACCCUUCAUGGUCCCAGAAUUUUGUAACGUUGCUGUUUUUGUUUUUUGUUUUUUAAUUUUGCAAAGUGCACUGGGCUGGAAAAAGAGAAACCCAGACUGAUUUUUCCUCUAAUUCCUAGAUGACAGAAGUGACGGGGAGGCCUAGUGGUCCCCUGUGUUCUGUGGAGAUGUAUAGGGGUGUCCGGCCAGGCCUGCUCUGUCAAGUCUGUAUGUAUUUUUCUGGAGACCAAACCAGAUGCCAGAUAAUCAGGAAGAAAGCUUGUUAAAAAAUAUAAGGCAUAAGCCAAGACCUUGUCUAGAUAUUUUUAGUUUGUUGCCAAGGUAGCACUGAGAAAUCUCACUUGAAUGUUACGUAAGGGGUGAGACACAAUAGUCUGGAGUGAAGACGUUAUCUGGGUCUGUGAGUGUGUUCUGUGAGUGUGUUCGGUCCGUUUGCUGCUGCUGUUGCUACUGUUUGCCUCAAACGCUGUGUUUAAACAACGUUAAACUCUUAGCCUACCAAGGAGGCUGUAUGUAUAUAGCUGUUAAUACACCAAUUAAUGACGUCUGACAUGCUAUUUUUGUAGGGAGAAGAUACGUACUAAUGGUAUUUUGAGUUAUAAUAUCUUUUUGGGGGAGGACUUGGUGAGAUGUUUGCACUUUGGUUACAAUGCUUAAAAUGCUUGGGUGCAAGCUUACGCUGUCUUAAAUUAUUAAACAAAUAAAUAUGACUGCAAGAAACCAGCCGGUUUAGACAAGUUUAGUAUGUAAAGAUAAGCUAGAAACUAUCUUUAUACUCUAGUAUUUUCAGCACUCCGUAAAUUCUAUUAUCUAAAUAUUGCCACACUAUUUUGUGAUUUAAAACUUCUUACCAAGGAAUAAAAACUUUAUAUAUGA
Messenger RNA from Mesocricetus auratus (golden hamster), 3317 nucleotides. It is a transcript of the gene Bhlhe41, whose product is annotated as basic helix-loop-helix family member e41. Gene Ontology annotation, biological process: regulation of transcription by RNA polymerase II; anterior/posterior pattern specification; regulation of neurogenesis. The record is from RefSeq and is a predicted model, not a curated record. Gene Ontology annotation, molecular function: DNA-binding transcription factor activity, RNA polymerase II-specific; protein dimerization activity; RNA polymerase II cis-regulatory region sequence-specific DNA binding. Lineage: Eukaryota; Metazoa; Chordata; Mammalia; Rodentia; Cricetidae. Gene Ontology annotation, cellular component: nucleus.